UUCUCUCUACGGACGUCUGUUGUUUAAAAUGUCUCCUUAACGACCGAACUGGGAGUAAAAUAGGAGAAGUUUUCGCUGGACAAACGCCUCGAGUCGGAAUGGCUGGGACUGGCGAGGGAAAGAAAGAAGAGGCCGACUACAAGAGACUUCACAGCUUCCCUCUCAUUAGGCACACGGACAUGCCAGAGGAAAUGAGGGUUGAGACCAUGGAGCUCUGUGUUACAGCCUGUGAAAAAUUUGCAACCAACAAUGAGAGCGCAGCAAAGAUGAUCAAGGAGUCUAUGGACAAGAAAUUUGGGAGCUCGUGGCACGUAGUGAUCGGUGAAGGCUUCGGCUUUGAGGUUACACACGAGGUGAAGAACCUGCUCUACAUGUUCUUUGGAGGGAGCCUGGCCGUAUGUGUUUGGAAGUGCUCGUAGCACCUCCUCGCUGCCCCUCCUGCCCUCUGACAUGGUCACUGGGCUGGGAAUGAGCACCAGCUACCAGCCAGACGCUGGUUACAUUUGUGUUGCGGCAGGUCAGUUUGUCCACACAACCAGCCACUGUGGCAGAUAGCAAACCAUCACUUGGAGAUCUCGUCCAGUUAAAAACGUAGUUGGCAGGGAAGAUACUUGAAAGGGAAUUUUGAGAGCGGCAGUCACUUUGGCAUAAAAAUAGCUUCCUGCCUUGUUUGUCACUUUUCUCUCGUUUUCUUUCUCUGAAGCUGUAUCCACGGUCCUAAACAUUUGUGAGUGUGCAUGUGCAAGUAAGUUUAACUUUUACAAACAAUACAGCCAGCCAGGGUCUCCAAAGUCCUUUAUCCUCAUUCCUCUUCAGGGAGCGUGUGUGUGAGUGAGUUUAUAUGUUUGUGUGUGCUGGACACACACAGUUUUUUGAAAUAACAUUUCAUUGUCACCACCCUCAGCAGUUUGUGCAACAGUAAACUGUCCACGCUGUCUGUAACGUUACACACGUGUCUUUUCUCUCUCUCUCAAGCCGCACUAGUCUUUUAAUAAAAUUUGUAAUAUUUUUUAUGUGUACAUAUUUUGAUGCGACUUGAAAAACUUCUUUUUAAAGACCAGUGUCAUCUUCUUACAACUAAAGGCUCAGCGUCUCCUGAGCCAAGCAACACUAAACCCGAUCCACCUUUUCUCCCUGUAAAGGUGUUUGUAAUAAUCCCUAAUAAUAUCACCCAACUGAGUGAUAUUAGCAAUGUGAUUGUUUUCAUGGUGAUGCCAGUUUUAAUGAUCCAGUGCAAUGGACCAUUAUGUGUGAACUGACCUGAUUGUACAAUAAACACUGAAAUGUGAUGAAAUAGGAA
Molecule: messenger RNA, 1300 nt
Organism: Seriola dumerili (greater amberjack)
Lineage: Eukaryota; Metazoa; Chordata; Actinopteri; Carangiformes; Carangidae
Gene: dnal4
Product: dynein axonemal light chain 4
Exons: 4
Coding region: 99-419 (106 amino acids)
Biological process (GO): microtubule-based process
Cellular component (GO): dynein complex
Molecular function (GO): dynein intermediate chain binding; dynein light intermediate chain binding
Source: RefSeq, a predicted model, not a curated record